AUGGCUCCUCAAUUACGCCCAAAGCCCAACACGCAUGCCCGGAUGCAAAGAGUGGCCACAAAGUUCAACGAACUUGAGGUCACUCCGAGCAGACCUGGAGAUAAAUCAAGCCACCCCGCAGCAAAAGAGACUGACAUCCCCCAAUCUUCACAACAAAAUGCAAGUGGAUGCUCCUUUGGCGAUUCAGAAGAUGGAAACCCCGUUCAUGAUGGAGACCUGCACACUGUGAAGCCAUUUUCAUGGUCAGAUGCCGGAUCGACCGCAAAUAACACCAAACGAAGUUCACCCGCAGAUCUUGGGGAACUCUUCGCAGACGAUGAUUGGGAUUUCGAAGAGUCCAUCGCACCCUUUUCAAGUCCUACCUCGGAAAAGAAUAAGCUUCCAGAUACGAUGCCACUUGUCAACUCAAAAGGAGCAGAUCAGUCAUCAACGCCAGAAAAGCAAGUUGACUUUUCAGAGACAGCAUCGACUGCUCGCCGCAGCUCUCCUUUUGGGGUUAGCAGCGGAUACAAAGAUAUAUGGAACUUCGAUGACAGCCCCCCGGGUAGAAGCCCGUCUCAUAACAUUUCCGAAGAUGUACCACCUUCUUCGCCGGCCCAUUUACCUGCUGAAGAGCUAUACGACUCCACUCCGAGAAAAGUCGUGGCACCUACACAGCCCGCCGCUGAGUUGAAUGCCGACGAGCCAACAGCCAGCAGAGACAUUCAAGGCCGGUCAGCCAAGGCGGUUCCUCAGACAAAAGUGAAGAAAAGUCGACAAAGAGCGAAAGACCCGAUAAGAUUUGACCCAUAUACUCAAGAAAUCGUCACUGUUUCUGUCAGCAAGAAAAAACCAGUAGCUACAAGACUACCGAUCGUCAGAGCCUUGCAAGAAGCAGCAAAGGACUCAAGCUCGCCGGUGCCAGUCUCUCAAAAGCCAAAGCCGAGACCGAAACGGCCCCGACAACAUAAAAAGGCCAAACCAGAGAUUCAGCCAGCUCCAAACAAUCCACCCCCAGCCAGAGGUAAAGACCUUGCCGCCUUCAUCGGCAAAUCAGUCCAGCCACUGGUUGAAACUCCCUCAGAAUGCCUGGAUGACCUGGCAAACACCGUCGAGUGUGACGAACCCAUAAGGAUUCAUUCUGCCAGCAAUGGCGACUUCAUUAAUGAAAUGCAGGAACCAGGGCAACAACGACUCUGUCUACCAGCGGCUAUUGACAAGCGGAUCAAUAAUCUGAAUGAAUCCAGGAGAGCGCCUGUGGAAGAGAACGUGGCGAAGAGAAAAAGACUUUCUCGGCAGUUUAGCGUAUCAGAAAAGGGCAGUCCUGUUGUUAUUAACGAUACAAUACAUCCAGAGAAUGUUGAGUCUGUGCCUGCCAAACCGCAUCCUCCCAUGACCAGUCGUCCAGAGCAGCCCGCUGAGGUGCAAUCUUCAUCAUUUUUGAGGAGCGAAUCGAAGGAUAGACAUAUUGAGCAACAGCAUGGUGGUGCUUUCAGAGACAUUGAAGGCAGAUCUUCGUCCCAAUGGCUGCGGCGUGUGAGCGAUAGGGAACCGGCCCCAAAACACAAAUCUAGCAUGGGAAAGAAACUGCACGAUGAGAUUAUGAAGAGUUUCCUUGGACAUGAUGAGACGGCUCAGGAGCCUAGUGGAGGCAAACCGGCCUGUACUGUGGUUCCCAAUCAUGCAGAAACUCAGAUGCGCCGGGUAGUUGACCAAUUAAUUGCCCGCUUAGACGACAAAAAGGCAGCCGUCAUCAAUGUUGCAGAGACGUAUCGCAACAGAGGCUACGAUAGUGUAGCACACUUGAAGCAGCAGUGUGUACAAGAUAGUAGCAAUUUGGAGACUACAUUUCGAAGAGAUAGUGGACUGUUUGGCAAGAAGCUGCAGGCGGCUACAAAGACAGUUGAAGACCACAGCUCAAGCAGAGAAAAAGCGGCAGUGGACUUGGAUAAUGUGAUGGCAUCUCGACAUCGAUCAUACAGUCAAGCACGCCUAAGCCUACGGGCCAUCCGGGAUGCGGUGACCGGGGACAACAGUGUUAUGUUCUGA
Trichoderma virens Gv29-8 is the source of this 2028-nucleotide messenger RNA. RefSeq lists its product as uncharacterized. The transcript is spliced from 2 exons. NCBI's taxonomy places the organism in Eukaryota, Fungi, Ascomycota, Sordariomycetes, Hypocreales, Hypocreaceae. The record is from RefSeq and is a predicted model, not a curated record. The coding region runs from base 1 to 2028 and encodes 675 amino acids.